Molecule: messenger RNA, 3906 nt
Organism: Penicillium atrosanguineum
Lineage: Eukaryota; Fungi; Ascomycota; Eurotiomycetes; Eurotiales; Aspergillaceae
Gene: atg11
Product: autophagy protein ATG11
Exons: 3
Coding region: 1-3906 (1301 amino acids)
Biological process (GO): autophagy of mitochondrion; positive regulation of protein phosphorylation; autophagy of peroxisome
Cellular component (GO): Atg1/ULK1 kinase complex; phagophore assembly site membrane; extrinsic component of membrane
Molecular function (GO): protein kinase binding; molecular adaptor activity
Source: RefSeq, a predicted model, not a curated record
AUGUCGUUACACAUUUAUAUUGCUCACACUGGUGAGCAUUUACUAGCUGAUCCGGUUGCCUUUGCCUCCCCAGAUGCACUCAAAUUAUGGAUCGUCCGAAGUACGUCGAUUCCACCUGCUAGGCAGAUCUUGAUGACUGCCCGCGGCAAGAAUGUCAAGACCCAGACUCUGGCCACCGAGUCCGAGAUUUUUGUCUAUGACCGACAAUAUGUGAGCGAGCCUGGCGAGAUCGAGCUUCCGGAGCUACCUCCGCCCGAACCCUUUCAACCGAGCAACCCUCCGGCGUCCCUCACAAACCAAAACGACCUGCAGGCAUGGCGGGACCUCUUCAUGACAAGACGGAGCUGGGCUCUCGACUUGUCCAGCCGUUGUGGAAAUAUCAAUAAGAGCAUACAGGAGCACAACGAACGAACUAAUGUCAUCAAUCGCGCAGUUGGCGUUGCCCUCGAGAACCUGAAAUCCCACGUGGGGACCCUCGAACAUCGAUUUCAAGAGACACAGGAAUGGGCGAACAAUCUUUUGGAAGAGCAGCAGUCUGCCCUGGAUGGCUGGCAUACGGCUCUGGAGACGCUAGAGAAGAUCCCGGCUCGGAAAGACUCCCCUCUCAUCGGCCGCCCAUCUACACCCAAGAUGGACAAAGACCGGCCUACUGGGACUCUUCGUGACUUUGUUGAUGUCAACGAGGUCCAGCGAGCUGGAUUGGAGGCUGCAUCUGCAUCGCCACGCUUUGCUGGGCAGGUCCAGGACAUCGAGAACUCGGUCAGCGGCAUUGCAUCGGACACCCAACAACUGAUUGACCAGGUAAUAACGUCACCCGGUGAGGGAGAUGAGAGCUUGCUUGAGGAGGUGGAAACGAUUGCAAAGAAGAUUGGCUCCGACUAUGAACAUGUCCUCAGCCUUCCGAACAACCAAAAGAUGCUCGCGAAUGUCUCUAGGCUUGCCCUCAACCACACCCAAAAUCUUCUUCCGUCGCUGUUGGAACUCGCCGCAGAUAUGCAGCAGACCUUGGAACAAGCUGUGUGGCGCCGCGGUGCCGCAGAAAAGACGGCUCUCCAGCACAUGCGCACAAUUUCCUUUAUCACUUCGCGAUUGGCCAGUGCUCACUCCCGGUUGGUCAAUUUGGAUGUGGAUAGCAAUGCGUUUGAUGUCAUCUACAGUGUCUUUCAGAUGCCAAUGCUUUAUGGAUCUAUCCUAAUUGAGUCGGUGCGACGUCGGGAAUGGAGUGACAAAAUCAAGGCCGACUCCCUGACUUUGGCCGAGGAGAUGGCUGUAUUGAAAGAUGAGGAACAGCGUCGCCGGAAAAAAUGGCUGAAAACCAUGGGGGAUGUCAUCUCAUCUGCAGACUCCUCUGCUCCCGGGAUCGAAAUUAACCUACAAGGGCAAGAUGAUGAAUGGCCCGAAGUGAACCGACAAGAAAUCGAAGCCUAUAUUGAAGACUUACGAUCAAAGCAUUCCUUGAAUAACAUUGCGGGGGACUUAUCUCAGCAGUUCAAAGAAUUGGAUGCCCCCACUCGUCAUCAAAGACGACGUGCGAAAGCAUUCAAGAACGGCAGUGUUUUUGAUCUGGGUCGAAGCUCUAUAUUACUACGCGGCGAUGACAUGGUUCGGAGUCUUCAAGAGGAGAAAGCGAAGUUGGAAGAUAGGCUCAAAGGUUCGGAUAGCCGGAUUCGCAAGCUGGAGGAUCUGCUUCAUCGCCAAAGCCAUCUCAGUCGCCCGUCCAGUGGCAAUUUCGGAUCUGAAUAUCCUAAUCCUCCGGGAUCUCCACACCCGGAUACUUUAUCACGACGCUCUUCGGUCUCAUCUAGACGUGUUUCCAUGACCCAGUCCCCGGAGGAUAGGGCACUCGUCCAACGCAUCGUUACGCUUGAGGCGGAGCUGGCAGCAGAAAAGGAGAACGUUCAGAGACUCCACAAAGAAGCACACGCAGAGCGCCAAACCAGCUCUGACAAGUACCAAGAAGCUCAAUCUACCAAGAAAGAUCUUAUUGGGAACCUUGAAGCACGCCAGCGUGAGUUUGAGGAUGAACGCAGAUAUCUCGAGUCAGAGGUGAAGAAGUUCAGGCUCCGCAAUGAAGAAGUCGAGGAGGAACUCGACAGACUCAUGGACGGUCGUGACCAUGAGAAGCAGGAAACCGAUGAACGCAUCCACCAACUCGAGGCUGAUCUGGAGGGUGCUCAAGCUAUCUCUGCCGAGGAUGCGCGCAGGGUGGAUGACCUGAAUGAACGCAUCCAAUCCCAUGAAAACAAGGAACGCGAGCUUGAGACGAAGGUCAAUGAACUCGAGCACCAGCAAAUCGGUUGGAACCAGAAAGACCAGGAAAACUACAACUCUCUCCAGGCAGCCUUCAUGAGCUUGUCUCCCGGGGGUGCUGUGCCCGAAGAAAUUCCCGGUGUUAUCAAAGCCAUUGAGGUGCUUUCUGAAGGGCUCUCAAUCCAUGCUAGGAAUGCCGAGGAUAGCGCGUCCAAGGCGCUGGCCGAAAACAAGACCCUUGAUGAACGAGUCAAACAACUUGAGUUCGAAGCAGAGGAGCACUUCAAGAACUUUGAGGAACAUGAAGCUGAAUUGGCUCGCCUUAACAAAGAGCUUUUGCAAACCCGAACGGGGCUUAACGACGCAAGAGCCGAGCUUGAACAGGAGCGUUCGAAGCUGAGCUCAUUGCAGUCACAAUCACCAGAAGGGGAGAGCGGCACUGAGGAAGGGCGGAGACAUGCAGACCUUUCGCAGAAACUGGCCGAUACCGAGUCACGGGCAAAGCGCUUCCAGGAGAGAGAACUCGAGUGGGAGAAGAGAUUCGAGGCACUCUCGCAGGCAGAGCGACAGGCUGUGGCUCGCUUCGAGGCUAGAGGAGCCAAGUCUCACGAUCUUUCUAGGCAACUUUAUUGGCAGAUUGAGAAGCUAGAAUGGGUGCUUGAGCAGCUAGGCUUCGCAAUCAUCCAGCAAGAUGGCCAUCUUGUUGUCCAGCGAGCUUCCAAGGUCAAUGCCAUGUCUGGCCUCGGGGAAAGUCUAGCCCAGUCUGGCAUUGUUUCUGUGAAACCUGAUAACUCGCUACUCGGCUGGAUGCAAGCCGAGACAUUAGAAGAGGAGGAGGCCAAAUUCUCUAUUUUCAUCGAAAGCUUGUCUCACUUCGAUGUCUCUAUAUUCGGCGAUGCGGUCAUCAAACGCAUGAAGGACAUUGAAACCCUUGCCCGGAAAUGGUCGAAAGAGGCGAAAACAUACAAGCCUUACCGGGACAAGUAUCAUCGGGUCCAGAGCGAAGCUCAUGAGAAGAUUGCCUAUCGGUCCUUCAAGGAGGGAGACCUGGCAUUGUUCCUGCCAACUCGCAAUCAAGCCAUCCGUUCUUGGGCUGCUUUCAAUGUCGGUGCACCGCAUUACUUCCUGCGCGAGCAAGAUACCCACAAACUCCAAGCACGAGACUGGCUUCUUGCCCGUAUCAACAAGAUUGAGGAGCGUGUGGUUGAUCUCUCAAGGUCUUUGAACGGCGUUGGUCCUGACCGACGCUCCCUUGGCGAUGCCAGCGAUGGCGCCUCGCUACUGGAAGACGAGAACCCCUUCGAGCUUUCCGAUGGUCUUCGCUGGUACCUUAUCGAUGCGACGGAAGAAAAGCCCGGCGCGCCUGCUACUCCCGGGAUCUCGAAAAGCACUGUCGCGUCUGCAAAUGUCGACGCCAAAGGCAGUAUCCGCGUGAAGCGCCCAAACGAAGACAGCACCGUCGCCCAGACUUUGUCAAGAAGUCUAGACAGCCGCCGCGACAGUUCCAACUCUAAACGAGGUACUCCCACGCCCUCACAAAGAGCCAACGACUCAGCUACAGAUCUCGUCCGUGCUGAGGCCGACGCCAGCUCCCAGCCUCGAGAGGCUGAUCCGAUAUUCGACGAGGUUCGCCGCGAUCUGCUCUUUGGCCCGUGA